UUUUACUGUAGAAUUAAAAUCAGUAAGCCCUAUAAGUAAAUAGCUAUUGGACAUACUUAAUGUGUGCAGAUUUAUUAAGCUGUAUUUAAAAAGUUUUGAAUUUUCGAUUUCAAGAUCUUUCAAUUUUAAGACGUGCAAUGUUUAGCGUUAUUUUUGUAUAGAGCUGCGUACUAAUACAUUUAACACCUUUGAUAAUUCAAAUUACACCAUUCAAAAUAAAUCAUCAGUCAUGGAUUUACACACUAAACAGAGACAAUUUUCGGGCCAAUUGUAUAAAUAUACAAAUGUAAUGAAAGGAUGGCAGUACCGAUUUUUUAUGGUAGAUGCUAAUGCAGGACUCCUUCAUUAUUAUCUUUGUGAAGGUGAAAAACCUGAUGGAACCGUUCCACGAGGAUCAGUACAUUUGGCAGGUGCUGUGAUUUGUCCCAGUGACGAAGAUUCAAAAACCUUUACAGUUAAUUGUGCAUCAGGAGAUAUGUUAAAACUGAGAGCAGCAGAUGCUAGAGCAAGGCAAGAGUGGGUUAAUGGCUUACGGGCUGUAGCAGAGUCUCAUACGAAGGCUAUUAGUGCAAAUAGCCCCCCUUUACCUCCACGAGAACAUUUAGCUGUUUUGGAUGCUAUGGGUUAUGCAAGGGCUCAAAUAACGCAAACUGAACAGGCAGAUUCAGCUCUAUGUAGAACAAUAGAAUCUGCAGGCAGCAAAUUUUUUGUUGAUCCUAAUUUACUUUUGUUAAAAGCCACAUCUGCAGCCUCUUUGCACUGCCUAACACAAUGUUUAAAUAUUUUACAAAGGAAUCAACAUGCUCAACAACCUAGGACAGGGUUUGUAAUUGAUGAUGACUAAUACAUUACCAAACAUGACAAUGUAUAACAGAUUUUAGAUAUGUAUAUAGUUGAUACUGCAACCAGCUUUAAGAAAUGUAUAAAGUAAUUACAUAAAUAGUUUAAAUUU
Zophobas morio is the source of this 952-nucleotide messenger RNA. RefSeq names its product oxysterol-binding protein-related protein 11. The coding region runs from base 230 to 844 and encodes 204 amino acids. NCBI's taxonomy places the organism in Eukaryota, Metazoa, Arthropoda, Insecta, Coleoptera, Tenebrionidae. Gene Ontology annotation, biological process: retrograde transport, endosome to Golgi; endosome organization; receptor recycling. The transcript is spliced from 3 exons. Gene Ontology annotation, cellular component: early endosome; recycling endosome; trans-Golgi network. The record is from RefSeq and is a predicted model, not a curated record.